This is a messenger RNA of Talaromyces proteolyticus, 786 nucleotides long. RefSeq names its product S-adenosyl-L-methionine-dependent methyltransferase. The record is from RefSeq and is a predicted model, not a curated record. Gene Ontology annotation, molecular function: methyltransferase activity. The coding region runs from base 1 to 786 and encodes 261 amino acids. NCBI's taxonomy places the organism in Eukaryota, Fungi, Ascomycota, Eurotiomycetes, Eurotiales, Trichocomaceae. The transcript is spliced from 5 exons.
AUGGACUUGCUCCACCAUGUGUAUCGACUUUUGCUGAAGGGAGAACUCAAUUGGGCCCCUAUCUCCAAAAAUCCGCGACGGGUCCUAGAUUUGGGCACAGGAACAGGGAUUUGGGCUAUUGAUUUUGCGGAUCAAUAUCCCGAAGCCGAAGUCAUAGCAAAGCUAGGAAAUGACCUGAGUCCGAUUCAGCCUCAGUGGACGCCACCCAAUGUUACAUUUGAAAUCGAUGACUUCGAGGCAGAAUGGCCCUUCAGUCGGCCAUUUGACUAUAUUCAUGGGCGGGAGUUGGCGGGCUCCAUCAAGAACUUUGAUAACUUCUUUGCACAAGCCUAUAAACACCUUGCGCCAGGUGGCUACCUUGAAAUGCAAUCGUUUCGCAUCGAGAUAUUUACGGAUGACAACACACUGGAAAAGGCCACUUACACCACCCAAUGGGUCGCGCUUCUACACGAAGCCAGCGUGAAAUUUGGAAAGCCCAUGACGAACAUGGAUGUGUGGCCCGACAAGAUGACCGCCGCUGGAUUUACGGACAUUACUCUUCGCGUCGUCAAAGUCCCCAUGAAUCCGUGGCCCAAAGACCCAAAACAAAAGGAAAUCGGUCGAUAUAUGCAAGUGGAGCAGGAGCAGGCAGCGCCGGGAUACACCAACGCAUUGUUAAGUAGAAUACUAGGUUGGUCAAAAAAGGAGAUCGAUGUGCUAUUAGCACAUGUUGUUUCUGAACUACGAGACCGGAGUAUUCAUCAAUAUGCGAAGAUGUAUUUGGUAUAUGGUAGGAAACCUGAGUAG